Molecule: messenger RNA, 300 nt
Organism: Pipistrellus nathusii (Nathusius's pipistrelle)
Lineage: Eukaryota; Metazoa; Chordata; Mammalia; Chiroptera; Vespertilionidae
Source: the annotation of a GenBank genome assembly
AUGGGCGGCUUCCAACAAGAAAUCUUCCCAGCCUCCUUUGCACCAGGGUGUGGGUCUGGGCGGGGUCUGCAUGGGCUCAGGGGCUGUGGGGUGUGUGGCUGGACCAGUGACCAGGCGGCAGACAGUUCUAACAGCUGGGCUCCACCAGCACCUGCAGGAGGACCUGUGAGCGGCCCAUCUCCACUUUUAGCUUCUCUGGCCCCUCUGGCCCAGGCCACAGCUGUCCUGGGAGAGUGCCCAGAACAGCUGGCAAUGACACGCUGGGAAGUCACCUUCUGGAGCAGUCCUCUCGCACUUUAG